AUGGACGAGAUACUAGCAAAAGCCAGUAGCCAGGCGGUUACGUUUGCAAUAAGAUCGGGUAUCUCUCUUGCUUCAGGGUUUGCCAUUAAGACCGUUACGAAGUUUCUUGACAAGAUUCCGGAGAAUGAAAAACGAAAGAUAAUAAACGGUAGGAAUAAGAUCCAGACUAAGGUUAGCAUCUUGUCGGUAUCCAUUGACUUGGUGAAGUUGGUUGCCGCUAGGGGGAAUACCUCGUUAGGGUCAACUAUUGAGUUGAUUGAUUCAUUGAAUGAGGAGAUUGAUUCAUUUGAUAAAGUGAUGAACGAUAUAGUGCAGAACAUAAGUAAUAUAAAUGAGAAAGAGUCGAUUCAAAAGGUUGAACGGAUGAUGAAGGAUUUGCUAGAAAAUAUUAAUGAAGCAAUACCCUUAAUUAACUUAUCGCUUAUUACUUGUGGGGUGAGUCUCGAAGGUAAUUUACCGGAUAAUGUAUCACCAGGAAGGUUAUUACAGGCCAGUAACUACUUGAUAAAAUCCAAUGAAGCUUUCGAUAAGGCCAAAAUUGAGACCAAGGUUGGGCCUAUGUUCGACCUUGUAUUUUAUUCAAUUUUCUACAAUCCUAGUAGAUUGAAGUAUAUUACCGAAGAAAACCCAUCAAAUUCUCAACAGGAGAACGAUUUGCUUAGUAUUUCAUGGAAAGAAGACUUUGCUAGAUGUCUGGGACAAAUUGUAAGGACUAUUGAUGCUGAUCGAAGCUAUGCAUAUAAAUUUCAAGUGACUGAAGAUUUCAAUGAUGGAAGAUACCACGAAGAUGACGUCAUGCCGAUGGUAAAAUCGUAUAACAUUAGUCUGGUUAAAAGGUUAUUUUUCAGUGCCAGUGGUAAGUUAUUACGUUUGGAAAGCCGUACUUCCCCAGUGUUAAUUUUCAAAAUUGUUGAUGAGGCUACAGAAAAGGAAGAAUGGGUUGCAUUUGGAGAAGUUGGGAGUAACGAAUUUGAUGACGACGAUGAAGAAGAUGAGGAUGAAGACGAUGAAAAACAGCAGACAAAUGAGGAAAACACGGUUAAAAAUACGUCAUUGUCAUUAUUAGAGUAUUUGGUAAGAUUAAGUACAUUGCAGGAGCACGAUUCGAAAUCAAUAUUAGACAUAAACGAUGAGAGAAUAUCACUUUAUCUAAAAGAUGAAAGCACAAGUGCUAGCAUGGCCAACCAAGGAAUCAUACCAAAAUCUAAAAAGGUCCUCGAAGCUGAAAAGAAGAAUAAUGACAAGACUGAGAAUAUGCUUUCCAUGAGCUCCAAUGUAAAUAGACUCGAGAAUUUAAAUUUACAUAAUUAG
Molecule: messenger RNA, 1311 nt
Organism: Hyphopichia burtonii NRRL Y-1933
Lineage: Eukaryota; Fungi; Ascomycota; Pichiomycetes; Serinales; Debaryomycetaceae
Exons: 1
Coding region: 1-1311 (436 amino acids)
Cellular component (GO): nucleus; cytoplasm
Molecular function (GO): GTPase regulator activity
Source: RefSeq, a predicted model, not a curated record